Nymphaea colorata (pocket water lily) is the source of this 3144-nucleotide messenger RNA. RefSeq names its product chloroplastic group IIA intron splicing facilitator CRS1, chloroplastic. The transcript has 9 exons. The record is from RefSeq and is a predicted model, not a curated record. NCBI's taxonomy places the organism in Eukaryota, Viridiplantae, Streptophyta, Magnoliopsida, Nymphaeales, Nymphaeaceae. Bases 111 to 2720 code for a protein of 869 amino acids. Gene Ontology annotation, biological process: RNA splicing, via transesterification reactions. Gene Ontology annotation, molecular function: mRNA binding.
UGCCGCACCCCCCUUCUGGUUAAACUUAGUUAGCCGUCCUCUUCUGGUCGUUGGCAACACGCACACUAACCAGCGGAGUCUCUCUCUCUCUCUCUGGUCUCUGCCUCUGAAUGGAGGUGCUCUCUUUCCCUCCUCUGCAACUCCCUCCUCCCUCAGUUCUCUCUUCCAAGUACUCCUGUGCUUCCACUUUCCACCACAUUUCUCUCCACUUCCCUUCGCCGACCAUCAUCCGGAACACCAUAUUUUCAAUCAGCAAGAAAAUUUCUCCUAGUGCAUACGACGGAAAACGAGGCAUUGGUCCCACCUCCGAUGACGCUGACGAACAGGAGGAGUUCUCCGGAGGCCAGAACUUCGAUUUACCCUCCUUUUUGGGCAACACCCUGAAGUCGGAGGAUGGUGAUGGCAGAGUUAUGGUCAAGUUGCCCGUAGCGCCAUGGAUGAAAGAGCCGAUUGUGCUCCCCAUCGAUAGGGUUCUGGACCUCUCCAAGAAGGGAGGCGACAGAGGUAAGGAAGCCAGCUACCAUGGCGACAGAUUGUUGACGGGAGGGGUUCGUGGCGGAAGAGGGAGGCAGGCGAUGCGAAAAAUUAUCCAGAAAGUUAACAAGCUUGGUGAAUUCCGUGAGAGGGAUGAAUUGCAGAAGCUCCAAUCUGCGAAUGCGACAGAUUCUGAGUUUAGAUUUACUGAAUUUGCUGAGAAGAUGGAAAAUGGGAUUGGCGGGAAGGAGCAGGUGUCAAAUUCUGGACAGAGAGUGAGAUUGCCAUGGGCUAGAGCUGAGAGGGUGGUUUUGAGAAGGAGAGUGAAGAAGGAUUAUGGUUUAACUUCCGAGAAGUUGGGGCUUUCAGAGGUACUAUUGUCGAGAUUGCGGGUUGAAGCUGAGAAGAUGAAGGUAUGGGUGAAGGCAACAAAGGCGGGAGUGACUCAAGAGGUGGUUGAUAGGAUAGGGAGGACAUGGAAGAAGGGGGAACUCGCCAUGGUGAAAUUUGACGUGCCUUUGUGCCACAACAUGGAUAGAGCUAGAGAAAUUGUUGAGACCAAGACUGGUGGUACUGUUAUCUGGAUCAAGAAAGACAGGCUUGUUGUUUACCGGGGGUGUAAUUAUGAUCCAUCUUCCGCAUGCAGUAUAGUUGUUUCAUUGCCAGAUCAUGCUAAGGGCAAGUAUGAAAUGAGUGGUUCUGAGAUAUCUAAAUUUUGGAGGAAUUCUGUGUCUUCAGGAACGGUAGAGUCUGGUACUACAAGUGGAGUACUAAAUACAAAAAAUGCAGUUGGGGUUGCUUCUGCAGUAGCAAUAAUUGGUGAGGAACAUGUUCCACCAAUUAAUGGAACAUUGUUUGAGAGAGAGGCUGAUCGAUUAUUGGAUGGCCUGGGACCCCGUUUUGUUGAUUGGUGGUGGGCCAAGCCUCUGCCUGUAGACGCCGACUUGUUACCCGAAGUAGUUCCAGGUUAUAUGACACCAUUGAGGCACUGUCCUCCACAUGUAAGACCUACUUUGACAGAUGAUGAGCUGACAUACUUGCGAAAGAUUGCACGGACAAUGCCCACUCAUUUUGCUCUUGGAAGAAAUUCAAGACUUCAAGGCCUGGCUCAUGCUAUUUUGAAGUUAUGGCAGAAAAAUAUUAUUGCAAAAAUUGCACUAAAGCGGGGAAUUGCAAAUACCAACAAUGAGCAAAUGGCUGAAGAACUAAAGAGCGGGUGUGGGCGUCGACGGCAGGGUGCGCUUUCUGGUGACCUUCUCCGGCGACCAUCUUCUCCGGCGACAAUCUUUCCGGCGAACAGCCAAUGUCUUACUGGCGGUGUUCUGAUUCUGCGCAACAAGUUCUUUAUUUUACUCUACAGAGGCAAGGACUUUAUUCCCCAUGCAGUUUCAAAUUCUCUUAAUGAGAGAGAAGCAGAGCUUGAAAACCUGUGUGUUCAAGAAGAAAAUGCACGAAGAGUUUCAAACAAUUUAUUUGCCAUGACGGCUGCUGCAAUGCGUUCAUCAAGCAAAACUGGAACAUUUUCAGAAUUUCAAGAUAUUAGGGGACAAUAUGGGCUUGUAAGCGAUGAGACAUCGGAGUAUAAACUUGAAGUUGAAGUAGCAAAGGUGCAAUUGGAGAAGGAACUAAGAAAGCAGGAGCGCAAGCUUAAAAUUCUUAUCUAUAAGUGGAAGAGAUCAGAGGUAAAAUUCUCAAACCUUAAUUCAUCCUGGAGACCAACAGAGCAGGAAGCGGAUACAGAAAUUAUCACUGAAGAAGAAAAACAAUCUUUUCGCAAGAUUGGUUUAAAAAUGGACGAAGUUUUGUUGCUUGGAAGACGUGGAGUUUAUGAUGGUGUAAUUGGGAGCAUUCAUCAACACUGGAAGCACAGAGAAAUUGUGAAAGUCAUAACAAUGCAGCGAACAAGCUAUGAGGCAGAGAAAACAGCAAGAAUGCUGGAAGCUGAGACUGGUGGAAUACUGGUUGGUAUAGAGAAGCUGCGAAAAGGCCAUGCAAUAAUUAUUUACCGUGGAAAAAAUUACAGACGCCCAUUGAACCUGCUGCCAGAAAAUCUUUUGACUAAAAAGAUGGCAUUUGAGCGUUCAGUUGAAAUACAGAGACGAGGAUCUUUAAAGUUUUUUGCCCGUCAAAGGGAGAAAACAGUUGAAAGGCUUAGACAAGAAUUAGCUGAUUUGCUCCAAAACAAAUCUCUGGACAUCCCAGGCAGCACACAGGAGGCAAAGGAUCUUGUACAGGAGGAUUCAUAAGGCUGUUUUCUACAGGCCAAGUUUAAGAAUAAACUUUUUAUAUUUGUCUAUAUGGUUGGUGAUGUCCUACCAUCAUAAAAUAGAGUCAGUCACCAACAUUAUCUAUCCAUACAUGACCAUCUAAUAUUUGGUCUGCCAGCCCUUUUGGACAAAAUUUUACCAUCCUUCAAAAAAACCGACCACCCACACGUGGUUGGAUUUUUCAAAACUGUAGGUUGAAAAAAAUUCGGACAUAUAGAUUGGAUUUUAUGACAUGAUCAACCUACUACAGUUAUGAUUUUGUUUGCAAUAUAAACAAUAACAUGCCGUUUUAUGUAUCUGCCCUAGCUACUGUUUCCAUUUGUCAAACGACUCCUUUGGUGCACUUGUAAUAUCUGAUGUACAUAUUCAUUUUUUAAUAUAUUUUAUUGAAAUAUAUAUGAGA